Molecule: messenger RNA, 1521 nt
Organism: Eimeria maxima
Lineage: Eukaryota; Apicomplexa; Conoidasida; Eucoccidiorida; Eimeriidae
Product: Cytidine and deoxycytidylate deaminase zinc-binding domain-containing protein, putative
Exons: 4
Coding region: 1-1521 (506 amino acids)
Source: RefSeq, a predicted model, not a curated record
AUGGAGGGUAUAGAGUUUAUAGAGGCAUGCGAAGAAAUAUUUUUUAUGAAUAAACCUCCCGUGUCUCUUUGCUUCGGUUUGCUGCUGCCUGCUGCAGCAGCAACAGCAGCAAUUCAGACAUUUAAUAAGGAGGCACCUUUAUCUGCAGCAGUACCAUCUGCUGCAUUCUGGCCUCUACAGCAGCAACAGCAGCAUCAUCAUCACCAGCAGCAGCAACUGCAGCAGCAGCAGCAGCAGCAGCAGCAAGUUCAGCAGCAAAUUGGUCGGCUGAGUGACGAGGCGCUGCAGCUUCUCCUCUCUGCUAGGCCAUUUGAAGCAUCGGCUGCACGGGCAGCAGCAGACGCAGCAGCAGCAGCAGGAGAAGCCUUUGCUGCUGCUGUGCAUGCAGAAGCAGCAAAAGCAGGGAAUGUUGCACUGGACCCUGCAGCAGCAACCCUAGAGGCAGCGGCAGCAGCAGCAGCAGAGACCGAUACCUCCACAGCAGCAGAAGUACACCAAACAGCAGCAACAACAGCAGCAGAAACACAGGCGGAUAACCCCUCAGCAGAAGCAGCACAGCCAGCAGCAGCAACAGCAGCAGCAACAGCAGCACCAGACACUGUAGAGAAGGUGAGGGAGGCAGGGGCUCCCCACACUUUGUGGAUACGUCGGCUAUGGGGCGAUUUGCUGCUGCUGCUGCUGUCAGUUCCUGCUGUUGCACCGCAGCAGCAGCAGCAGCAGCAGCCAUGGAGUGCCCUUUGGCCGUGUUUCUUUAACAAAAAGCGGCCAUCUGCUGCUGCAGCAGCAGCAGCAGCAGCAGAUGAGUCACUGCUGGAGACGAUCGAUCCCAGCGCAUCAGAGAGGAAUACUGCUGUUGCGCCGCUGCAGCUGUCGCAGCAGCAAAAGAAAAUACAUGCAGCGCUGCUGCAGCAAGCAGCUCAACGCGGUUGCUGCCUGAUAGUCUUUCACCGCUGCGAGGCGGCAAUACCCUGUGGCAGCGGCAACGCCAGUAGCAGCAGCAGCAGCAGCAGCAAAAGUGGGAGCAGCAGCAGGAGCUGUGACAAGGGAAACAGCAGCAAAGAUGCUUCCAGGAACGGUGUGGAUAAGCAGACCACAUCCAUGCCCACUGCAGCAGCAGCAGCAGCAGGAGCAGCAACGGAGACUGAAGACGCGGCAGGCAACGGGUCCACAGCAGCAGCAGCAGCAGCAGAAUGGACUGCUCCUUGUGGCUGCCCGAUCAUUGGCUGUGCUGCUGGCCCGCCCUGCAGCGAAUUCCUUCCUAAGUGCAGCAGGAGCAGCAGCGGAGACGACAGCAGCAGCAGCAGCAGCGAAGAGUGCUUCCACCCACUGGAGCAUCCCCUUCUCCUGGCAAUAGAUGCGGUUGGAGAACGCCUGCAGCAGCAGCAGCAGCACCAAGAGCAGCAGGACGAGCAGCAGCAGCAGCAGCAGGAUGAGGAGGGUUUCUGCAUUGUUUCGGCGGCCACCGAGGCCAUUUGCCCAUUGGCAAAAAUUCUCCCCCCUAAGGAGAAUUGUCUUGGCUAG